UAUCGUUCAAGACACAUGAGAAGUAAAAUUGUGAUUCUUUUUUUUUACCAUAAGAAGCGACCCCACCGCAGGCAUCUACUUCAAUUUGUGUUUGUUUGUUUUUGUAAUAAUCUUAUCAAAACAUUUUUUAUAAAAAAAAAUAAUCUUAUCAAAACUCUAAACGGUCAUAUCAGAGAAUGGUCAGCUUUGCUUUUCUUCUCAUUCUUCUAUAUAUUUAUCUAUAAAUACCUUCUCACACCUUCCCCAUUCUGCACACACAUCUAUAAUACAAAAAGGAUCAUCAAAACAGUUGUUUAAACUCUCUCAUCUCUUAAGUUGCUACGUUUUUGUUUGUAUUUUCCGAUACGUACCAUGGAUUGCAGAUCAUCUAUGGAGUCAUCGGAAACCCUAAGGAACAAGUGCGCAGCUUGUUAUAAACAAUUCAACAAAUUCGAACAUUUAGUGGAGCACAUGAAGAUCUCGUAUCACUCCGGUCAUGAGCCUAUGUGUGGCGUUUGCAAGAAACAUUGCCGAUCUUUUGAGUCCCUCCGGGAACAUCUCAUAGGGCCAUUGCCAAAACAAGAAUGCAAGAACAUUUUCAGCUUUCGCGGAUGCAGAUUCUGCUUGAUGAUCCUCGAAACCCCGAACGCUCGUAGGAUCCAUCAAGAGAGAUGCCAAUUUUCGAGCGUCAAUGCUGGAUUGACGACUCGUAUGGCGGCCUUAGGCGUAAGAGAUAAGGCCAUGAUCGACUACACGUCGUCUAGAUCCCCAAAAGUGGUUGCACUGUCUUGCAAGAUGGUAGGAGGGGGAAGCGACGGGUCGCUGGAUCUAUGCGCAAGGGUUUGCAUAACGGAUGAGAGCGACAACGUUGUGUUCCAUACGUACGUGAAAUCGUCAAUGCCCGUGACGAACUAUAGGAGGAAGAUGAGCUAGACACGAUGCCGGGAGAGAUAUAUUGUCCAUGGACGCCGGCGAGAUCACCGGUGGAGAUGACGUCUCCUUGUAGAAAGAGCAAAUCGACAGGAUCGUCUUCGACGUCGACAUGGUCGAGGAGACGUUGGAGAAUCAGAAACCUGCUCACGAGAAGUCGCAGCGACGGGAAAGAAACACUCGAGUUCUUGAACACGAGCCCUGUUGACAACAUAGACAAAUCUUGUUCUUCUUCUCCUUGUCCGAAGAACAAGGAGACGGUGAAGACGAAGAGCAAGAAGAAGGAGAAGGAGAAAGUUUCAGUUUCAGCACAUGAGAAGUUUUACUUGAGGAACAAAGCAAUGAAAGAAGAAGACAAGAGAAAGUCAUAUCUACCGUACAAGCAAGAACUUGUCGGACUUUUCUCCAACAUUCACCGACACGGCAAAGUUUCUUCUCCGUUCUGAUCUGAUCCGUGACAACAACUAGAGUUUUGUUUGUUUGUGUUACUAUUUGUUUGUUUAUUAUCUUCAAAAAUAAUUGUACUUAUACAAAAAGAUGCGAGUUCACAUUCGUUAUCUAAUAAAGUAUUAUAUCAUAGCUUAUAAAAGAUGUAUAUUAGUAUUUAAUAAUUUCUACGUCUUUAAAUUAUAAAAUUUUCUUGUUUUGUA
Messenger RNA from Brassica napus (rape), 1559 nucleotides. RefSeq lists its product as uncharacterized. Gene Ontology annotation, cellular component: nucleus. Gene Ontology annotation, molecular function: nucleic acid binding; exonuclease activity. The record is from RefSeq and is a predicted model, not a curated record. The transcript has 4 exons. Lineage: Eukaryota; Viridiplantae; Streptophyta; Magnoliopsida; Brassicales; Brassicaceae. Bases 352 to 912 code for a protein of 186 amino acids.